Molecule: messenger RNA, 6588 nt
Organism: Sitophilus oryzae (rice weevil)
Lineage: Eukaryota; Metazoa; Arthropoda; Insecta; Coleoptera; Curculionidae
Product: myosin-VIIa-like
Exons: 27
Coding region: 132-6482 (2116 amino acids)
Cellular component (GO): myosin complex; cytoskeleton
Molecular function (GO): ATP binding; protein binding; cytoskeletal motor activity
Source: RefSeq, a predicted model, not a curated record
ACCUCAGUGUUUUAGUGAAAUUAGAAAUGAUUAGGUAUAGUUUUAUCUAUUUCAUUAGAGAUCUGUUGUGGUGUUCCUAACUAGAAGAUAUCUAAAUAGUGCCAUAGGAUUAAAUAAUACUCUGAAUAAACAUGGCAACGCAAGGCGUUGUUGUGGGUGACUACAUCUGGGCUAAGCAAAUAAACAAUGGCGAGUUUGACAUACCAAUCGGUGGCAAAGUGACUGCCAUAGAAUCGAGCAGAGUGAAAAUAAUCGACGAUGAUGGCAAUCAGGUUUACGUUGCCAAUGCCCAAGUGCUCAAAAUCAUGCACGUCACAUCUGAAAAAGGCGUUGAUGAUAUGAUUAACCUGGGAGAUCUGCAAGAAUACGCUAUACUCCGCAACUUACACAAACGCUACAAAGAAAAGAAAAUCUACACAUAUACGGGAACUAUGUUGGUGGCCAUAAAUCCAUACGAAUUUUUGCCGAUUUACACCAAUUCACUGAUUAAUGAUUACCGAGGAAAAAAGUUUGAAGAACUUCCGCCUCACAUUUUUGCAGUGGGAGAUAAUAGUUAUAAUGAUAUGAAGAAAACAAAAACAGAUCAGUGCAUAGUAAUAAGUGGCGAAUCUGGAGCUGGUAAAACAGAAAGCACAAAAUUAAUAUUGCAGUAUUUGGCUUCAACUAGCGGUCAACAUUCUUGGAUAGAACAACAAAUUUUAGAAGCUAAUCCAAUAUUGGAGGCUUUUGGUAAUGCUAAAACUGUGAGAAAUGAUAAUUCUUCAAGGUUUGGAAAAUAUAUUAAUAUAGACUUCAACUUAAAUGGAGCCAUUGAAGGUGCCAAAAUUGAACAGUAUUUGUUGGAGAAGAGUAGAAUAGUAUCUCAAAAUGAUGGAGAAAGAAACUACCAUAUAUUUUAUAGUAUGUUAGCCGGUUUACCUAAAGAAGAAAAGAAAAGACUAGAUUUAGGAGAACCAGAUGCCUAUGAAUAUUUAAAAGGUGGGAGAACAUUGACAUGUGCUGGUCGGAAUGAAGCCAAAGAAUUCUCCGAUAUCGCUGGAGCACUGAAGGUUCUCAAUUUUACAGAAAAACAAACAUCGGAUAUUUUUACAUUGCUAUCGGCCAUUUUACAUUUAGGAAAUUUAAAAUUCAAGUCGGGGUCGUCAUCGCACUCUGAAAGUUCGGAAAUAGGUGAUCAGUCUCUUAAUGAGAAGAUUGCUCGACUUUUAGGGGUAGCAAAAGCUGACCUUGCGGAAGCUCUCACCAAAAAGACCAUAUAUGCUCAUGGAGAUACGAUUGUUUCUACCAUGUCCAAACAGCAAGCCACAGAAUCACGAAAUGCUUUUUCAAAGGCAAUUUACGGAAAAAUAUUUAUUUUGUUGGUGGACAAAAUAAACGAAGCCAUUCACAAAACCAAAAUUCCACACAAAAAAUCAAUCGGUGUGUUAGAUAUCUUUGGAUUUGAAAACUUUCAAGUGAACAGCUUCGAACAGCUAUGCAUCAACUACGCAAACGAAAACUUGCAACAAUUCUUCGUCCAACAUAUAUUUAAACUUGAACAGGAAUACUACACGAAAGAAGGUAUUAAUUGGUCAAAGAUCGAAUUCGUCGAUAACCAGGACGUGCUGGACAUGAUUGGACUGAAACCGAUGAAUAUAUUUUCUCUGAUCGAUGAAGAAACCAAGUUUCCAAAAGGAACGGAUUUUUCAAUGUUAACGAAACUUCAUGGACGUCAUGGAACAUUAAAAUUUUAUUUGAAACCUAAAUCUGAUAUGACACCUGAAUUCGGAGUUCAACAUUUUGCUGGUGCUGUAUUUUAUCAAGUUUCUGGUUUCCUUGACAAAAACCGAGAUACCUUUAGCCAGGAUAUUAAAAAUCUAGUCAAAUCUUCGCAAAAUGAUAUGAUUCUUUCCAUAUUCAAAGAUGAAAUUGCCAACGAUAAUAACAGUAAGAAGAUGGUAACGCUUUCUUCACAAUUUAAAACAUCUCUAGAAUUACUGAUGAGGACGCUUAGUUCCUGCCAUCCGUUCUUUGUACGUUGCAUAAAACCCAAUGAAUUGAAAAAGCCACAAAUAUUUGAUAGAGCAUUAUGCUGUCGACAGUUAAGGUACUCGGGUAUGAUGGAAACAGCUAAAAUAAGACAAGCUGGAUAUCCGAUUAGAUAUUCUUAUCCUCAAUUUGUAGACAGGUUUAGAUACCUAGGAAAAGGAAUACCUCCAUCUCAUAAAGGGGACUGUAAAGAGUCAACAAAAAAAAUAUGUAACGAAGUAUUUACAAAAGGUGAAGAUUUCCAACUUGGACAUUCAAAAUUAUUCCUUAAACAUGUAGACAGUGAAAGACUUGAAGAAUUAAGGGCACAAGUAUUAGCUAGGUACAUUUUGGUUUUGCAAAAAGCUAUAAGAGGUUGGAUUCAUAGACGACAAUUUAAAAAACUCAGAGCAGCUGCUAUUGUAUUCCAAAAACAUUUUAGAGCAAGGGGAUAUCGAACUAAAUAUCUCAAAAUGCGGAAUGGGUAUCAACGCCUUCAAUCCAAGAUUAUCUCAAGGGAACAAGUAUUCUCUUACCAAAAAUUGCGAGAGAAAAUUGUGCGGUUGCAAGCGCGUAGCAAAGGUUACGUUGCAAGAACAAGUGGUCAGUUUGGAAAGAUCGUGUCAAUAUUGCAGCAAAGGAAACAGGAUGAGAUUGAAUUUAAGCGUCAAGGCAGAAAGAAUCCACGACUUGAUGCGGAAUCUUUAAUGCAGCAACGCUUGGCGGCUGCUAGUGCAGAUUACGCUGCCAUGUUGAAGCAGAAGGAAGUGGAAGCUUUAAGGGCUAUACAAGACGUAAGUCAGCAAUUUGCUUUCUUGGAAGAUGCCCUGAUAUCAGAACCUCCUUCACCCAGUACUGAAAUGCCAAAGUUACCCCAAAACAAAGUUGACGUUAAAUUGACGGAUCAAUUGCAUAACACCUUCCCCGACCAGGAAGACCCAUCUGAAUACAGCUUCCGUAAAUACGCGGCUACAUACUUUAUUCAUGGAACCGGUGUUCAACAUUCUAGAAAAUCACCUCGUACAGCCCUUCACGAACUACCAACUCCAGACGACAUUUUGGCCGCCCAAGCUUUAUGGUCUGCUAUCUUACGGUUUAUGGGAGACAUGCCGGAACCUAGAAUAAGUAGAGAAAAUGAUGGUCCUCAAGUUCCCGUAAUGGCUCAACUGAACGAGACAAUCAGCAGGGCUUUUGCCAACAGGAAGGAAUACCAGCGCAUCGUUCAAGAUGAGCGCAAACAGAUGCAGUCUCUAAAGAAAUCUGAUAGACAGAGGUUAAUUCAUAUGACGUUGAAGAAAAAGACAAAAUUACUAGACGAUGUAAAGAGGGGAUUAGUCGAGGAUUCAUUCGCUGUGAAAAAUUACAAUGAUUGGUUACACCACAAAAGGACAAAUAAUCUGGAAAAAUUGCACUUCAUAAUUGGCCAUGGUAUACUACGACCCGAAUUAAGAGAUGAAAUACUCUGCAUCAUCUGCAAGCAGUUAACUAACAAUCCCAGUAGAGCUUCGUAUGCUCGAGGAUGGAUACUUAUGUCCCUUUGCGUAGGCUGCUUCCCUCCAUCUGAGCGAUUUGCUCCAUACUUUAGAGCUUUCAUUAGGACUGGACCUCCAGGUUAUGCACCCUUCACGGAAAACAGAUUGGCUAGAACCCUACAGAAUGGAGCCCGAAGCCAACCUCCCACGUGGCUUGAACUUAUUGCUAAUAAGAACAAGAGUCUAAUAUCUCUCAACAUCACUCUGUUGGAUUCAUCAGAACUUACAGUUGAGGUAGACUCCGCUACUACAGCCGAAGAAAUUAUUGCUAAAAUAUCCACAUCACUUAACAUGAAAGAUACAUUCGGCUUCUCGUUAUUUGUGGCCCUGUACGACAAAGUCAUGUCAUUAGGAAGUGAAGGAGAUCACGUACUAGAUGCGAUAUCUCAAUGUGAACAGUACUCAAAAGAGCUAGGACACGAAGAGAAAAACAGCCCUUGGAGGCUUUUCCUUAGAAAGGAAAUGUUUGCUCCUUGGCAUGAUCCUACAGCUGACAGUGUAGCUACUGACCUAAUUUAUAAACAGGUAAUGCGUGGAUUAAAAACUGGUGAAUAUCGAUGUCCACAAGAAGGUGACGUUGCGACAUUAAUAGCGACACAGUUUUAUAUUGAGCAAGGUGCUACAUUAAGUUCCAAGAUUUUACAUAGCCGAAUAGGAGAAUUUUUACCGGUAUCUAUAGUUCAACAUUCUCAAGGUAAUCUACUUCCAUGGGAGCAAAGGAUAGCCCAAACCUUUGAUAUGUUGGCGUGUGUGAAAAAGAAGUGGCCAGUACCUAAAGCGAAGGAAUCCAUUGUCAUUUACAGUAAAUCUACUUGGCCAAUAUUGUUCUCCAAAUUUUAUGAAGGUUUGCAAGUAUCUGGCCCUGAAUUACCUAAAAAGAACGUCAUUAUUGCAGUGAACUGGACUGGUAUUUAUAUGAUCGAUGACCAAGAACAAAUAUUAUUGGAAUUGACAUUCGCUGAUAUCUUCUUUAUCACAUUCGAAAAUACAAAUAAGAUGGCUCCAAAAUUAAUAUUUACUACGGUUGCAAAAGAGGAAUACGUUUUUAUCAGUCCAGAUGCUCAAAACCUUUGUUCUCUAAUCCAGUUUAUCAUAGACGGUUUGAAACAACGAUCUAUAUACUGUGUAGCUACUCAAGACUAUCGACAUCAAACUGAUGCUGAAUCUUUCCUAGCAUUCAAGAAAGGCGAUUUAAUAAUUUUGAAAAAUAACACCAAUGGCAAGUCGCUCAUGACUUCUACUUGGGGAUUCGGAGAAUGUAACGGUAAAUCAGGAGAUUUUCCAACCGAGAUGGUGUAUAUACUGCCUACUAUGACGCCUCCACCUCAAGAUAUUUUGACUGCUUUUAAGAAAGAGCGUAUAAUUGAAAAACAAUCUUCUGCUCCGGCACUGACUACAUUACAACGCAUGAGAUUAUACACUCUGGCACACUAUGCUGAUGAACAUUUCCGUAGUGCUAGACGAGUAACUAGCAUUAAUAGACCUUCUGUGAUGACUGCUGCUAGAAGAAAUUCCAAAGAAGAAUUAUGGAAAUAUACAAACGAACCAAUUUAUCAACCAUUACUGCAAAAAGUUAUGGAAGAUGAAGAAGCCAGUAAAGAAGCUUGUAACAUAUUUACAGUAAUAUUACGGUACAUGGGCGACUUACCUGCUCCCAAAGCCAAGUAUGCGAACGAAUACACUGACCAAAUAUUCAGCAGUCCUUUGAAGAACGAAAUACUCAAAGACGAAGUAUACUGUCAGAUUUUACGACAGUUAACAUUCAAUAGAAUGGCAAUCAGCGAGGAGAAGGGCUGGGAGUUAUUGUAUUUAAUAACAGGUUUAUUUGUACCUAGCACUGUCCUAUUGGAGGAAACUAAAAAAUUCCUAAAAUCUAGAGUUCAUCCAUUUGUUGAACCCUGUCUACAAAGGCUUCAAAGAACAUAUAAAGUUGGUCCAAGGAAAUUCCCUCCUUAUUCUGUUGAAGUUGAAGCCAUUCAACACCGUAGUAUGGAAAUUUAUCAUAAAAUUUACUUCCCUAAUGAUACUGAUGAGGCAUUCGAAGUGGAUUCUAUGACUAGAGCGUCAGAUUUAUGCAAGAAUAUAGCUGCGAGAUUAGAUUUACUAUCGACGGAUGGAUUCAGUCUUUUUGUAGCUAUUGCGGAUCGAGUAUUCUCAAUUCCGGAAAGUUAUUUCUUCUAUGAUUUCUUGAGCGAAUUGAUAAAUUGGAUGAGGGCAACCAAACCUAGUUGGGGCAGUGCCGCUCCAAUCCAAGCCCAGUAUCAAGUGUUCUUCAUGAAGAAGCUUUGGGUAAAUACCGUCCCAGGAAAAUGUCUCAAUUCAGACCAAAUAUUCCACUAUCACCAGGAACUACCUAAAUACCUGAAAGGUUAUCAUAAAUGCAGUAAGCAAGAUGCAGUCAAGUUAGCCGCCUUUAUACUUCGAGCUAGGUUCGAUAAUGACCAGCAAGAGGUUCAAUCAGUAAUUCAAAACAACGUAAAAGAAUUUAUUCCGCAUGAUCUAAUAAAAGCAGCAAGCAGUAGUGAUUGGAAGAGAUCGAUUUCUGCCGAAUACAAAUCUGCAGCGUAUAGUGUUCCCGAAGCUAAAGAAGCUUUCUUAAAAUAUAUUGCUUCCUGGCCUACAUUUGGAUCUACCUUCUUCGAAGUAAAGCAAGCCACUGAACCGUCGUAUCCAGAAAUAAUUCUAAUUGCUAUUAAUAAAAGGGGAGUAAACAUUAUACAUCCACACACUAAGGAUAUAUUGGACGUUCACGAUUAUUCAGAAUUAUCAAACUGGGGGUCGGGUAAUACGUAUUUCCAACUGACUAUUGGAAAUAUCAUGAGAAGGACAAAGCUAUUAUGCGAAACGUCGCAAGGAUACAAAAUGGAUGACCUAAUUACCUCUUAUAUAAAGUUCUUUAAGGAAAGUGCUCAAAAAGAAAGAAGUAACGAUAUAUUUUUGUAAUAUUUAAGUAAAAAAUCUUAAUUUAUUGGAGUUUGACGAUUUGAUAAAAAUGUAAUUAACCAUUUCAACUGUAUUUAUUAAAUAUAAUGACGAUAUUUGAAUUGUA